Molecule: messenger RNA, 1825 nt
Organism: Papilio polytes (common Mormon)
Lineage: Eukaryota; Metazoa; Arthropoda; Insecta; Lepidoptera; Papilionidae
Gene: black
Product: cysteine sulfinic acid decarboxylase
Exons: 4
Coding region: 132-1658 (508 amino acids)
Biological process (GO): carboxylic acid metabolic process
Cellular component (GO): cytoplasm
Molecular function (GO): carboxy-lyase activity; pyridoxal phosphate binding
Source: RefSeq, a predicted model, not a curated record
UUCAGAGUGGGGCCAAAACCGUAACGCUGAUGGCUGCGGCCGACCGCAAGCAUCAAUUAAUCUUCCAACUAUUGCAAGUUGAACUAAAUAUCUAGUUAAAACCAUUUAUAAAUACUAAAGAAAAUAUAAAUAUGCCUGCCGAUUCUAAUGUUAUAGUAGCGGGGGAAGCGAUUGAAGAAAGCCUGUUUCAAAGUCUCCCAGAGAGAUCGAAACAUGAGGAAUUUAUACGAAGGGCUGUUGAUUUGUUGGUCGAGAGAGUGGUGUUCGGAAGAUCUCAGAGAUCGGCUAAGGUGGUGGAAUGGGCAGCUCCGAAUGAAAUAAGAAGCGUUAUUGAUUUGAAGCCAAGGGAAGGGCCUAUAUCACAUGAUGAACUUUUAGCCAUCAUGGCUGAUGUCGCACGUUACUCUGUCAAUACUGGUCAUCCUUACUUCGUGAACCAGUUGUUCUCUACGGUGGACCCGUACGGUCUGAUUGGACAAUGGUUGACUGAUGCUUUGAACCCGAGCGUUUAUACUUACGAAGUGGCUCCUGUGUUCACUUUAAUGGAGGAAGAAGUCCUGAGGGAAAUGAGGGCUAUCGUUGGGUGGAAGGAUGGUGAUGGCGACGGUAUAUUCUGUCCUGGAGGAUCGAUAUCCAAUGGUUAUGCGAUCAGCUGCGCCAGACAUCAUUUUUAUCCAGAUGUCAAGACUAAAGGAGUGUAUGCUGUACCGAAGUUAGUACUCUUUACGUCGGAACUAGCACAUUAUUCGACUAAAAAAAUGGCUUCCUUCAUGGGAAUCGGUAGCGACAAUUGUAUCAUGAUAAAAACAGACGAUUUGGGUAAAAUGGAUGUUAAGGAUUUGGAAAUCAAGAUUUCUGAAGCAAUAAAUGCGGGAUCUACUCCUUUUAUGGUAACUGCGACUGCGGGUACUACUGUUUUUGGGGCUUUUGAUCCGUUGUUACCGAUAUCUGGUCUAUGCAAGAAGUAUAAUCUGUGGCUACAUGUUGACGCGGCUUGGGGCGGCGGCGCUUUGAUGUCGAAGAAACAUAGACAUCUUCUUAACGGAAUAGAGAUAGCCGACUCCGUUACAUGGAAUCCUCACAAGCUGCUCGCAGCUCCGCAGCAAUGUUCAACAUUCCUGGUGAAACACAAAAAUGUCUUAAAGGAAGGCCAUUCAUCCAACGCGAAGUAUCUCUUCCAGAAGGAUAAAUUCUACGACACGUCGUACGAUACUGGUGACAAACACAUCCAGUGCGGUCGACGCGCUGAUGUCCUCAAAUUUUGGUUCAUGUGGAAAGCAAAAGGUAGCGACGGUUUCGAGAAGCAUAUUGACAAACUAUUCGAUAACGCUAAAUAUUUCUUGGAGCACAUCAAACAAAGAGCUGGCUUCAAACUCGUACUCGAGAACCCCGAAUGCACUAAUAUUAUGUUUUGGUAUGUGCCAAAAUGUCUACGAGGUUGCGAGAAUGAUUCAAAUUACAAAGAAAGGCUCCAUAAGGUCGCCCCCAAUAUUAAGGAACGAAUGAUAAAAGAAGGAAGUAUGAUGGUCACGUAUCAGCCGCAAGGCAACCUCGUUAACUUUUUCCGUAUUGUCUUUCAAAAUUCAGCUCUAGAUCACAAAGAUAUGGUCUAUUUUGCUAAUGAAUUCGAAAGGCUCGGAUCGGAUAUUGUUGUAUAGAUUCAAAUUAAAAUUAAUUUAUUUGACAACAUUUUAUUAGAUAAUUAUGUACAAAACAUUUGACCAUGUAAUCUGUGAUUUAAUUUACGAUAUAGCUGUAUUACAUUAAAUCGAUAUUGUAGUGAAUGUUAGUAAUUAUAUUUAUAAAUAAAGUUAAAUAAAAGCUA